UCUGUGAAUCUGUUUACAGCACAGAGUGAAGUGCAGCUAUUGGUAUGAAGCUCUGGAAAGAAGUAUACAGACAGCAAGAGCAAAUGUGACAUAAUGUUAAUCCCCUGAGCCAGGCAGGCAGGAUCACUAAACAGAGAGAUCAGGCUUGUGUGGGAAGGCUGGUGCGUCUCCUCGUUUAAUGGAAGAAAACUCCAUGAAAAAAACUUUGGAAUUUCAAGAACAGUCAUACGGGCAUAAUAUGUAAUCUUAUCCCUCCAAGCUCAGAAAAGAGAACAUUUUUGAAAAUAAAAUACACCAUGUGAAGAAGGGAAAAGAAAAUGUGAAAACUAAAGAAAAGAAGGAUAACAAGCAAAUCCCCCAAAAAACUAAAAAGGCUAUGGAUAUAAUAACUUUACUGGGACUACCUUAAGGACACUGAUAAGCUCUCAGUUAUGGAGAACGGAGAUGAAGUGAUUGGGAGCUCAAACCUCAUGGUGAUCUCCGAAGAGAAGAAGUAUGAACGUUGCCGCCAGAAAGACUGUUGUGAACGAGUGGUUAUCAAUGUGUCCGGGUUGCGGUUUGAGACUCAGAUAAGGACACUGAGUCGGUUCCCUGACACUUUGUUGGGAGACCCAAGGAGACGAAUGCGAUUCUUCGAUCCACUGAGGAAUGAGUAUUUUUUUGACCGGAAUAGGCCAUGUUUUGACUCGAUACUAUACUUUUAUCAGUCAGGGGGUCGACUACGACGGCCUACUAAUGUACCCUUAGAUGUCUUCAUGGAGGAGUUAGUAUUUUACCAGCUUGGAGAUGAUGUGAUCAGGAAAUUUAGGGAAGAUGAAGGGUUUCCUAAAGAUGAAGAGAGACUUCUUCCUGAAUGUGAGUUUCUGAAACAAGUUUGGCUCCUCUUUGAACACCCAGAUAGUUCAUCUGCUGCUCGUAUCAUUGCCAUUAUCUCUGUCAUGGUCAUCCUGAUUUCUAUAGUCAUCUUCUGCUUAGAAACGCUACCUGAAUUCCGGGAUGAAAGGGAUCUGUCCUUACCGGUGCAGCCCCUUCAUCGGAAUAACAUCACCCACAACAUUAGAGAGAAAAGUCCAUUUGAGGAUCCAUUCUUUAUUGUGGAAACAAUAUGUAUCUGUUGGUUCUCUUUUGAACUCUCUGUCCGUUUCAUUGCUAGUCCCAGCAAAGCUGCCUUCUUCAAAGAUAUCAUGAACAUGAUUGACUUUGUAGCUAUAAUACCAUACUUUGUUGCUCUAGGCACAGAACUAGCUCGCCACAGAGGUGUGGGCCAACCAGCUAUGUCAUUGGCCAUUCUCAGGGUAAUCCGUUUGGUGAGAGUCUUCCGUAUCUUCAAGCUGUCCCGACACUCCAAGGGAUUACAGAUAUUGGGACAGACACUGAAAGCAAGUAUGCGAGAACUUGGGCUUCUCAUAUUUUUUCUGUUUAUUGGAGUUAUACUCUUCUCCAGUUCAGUAUACUUUGCAGAAGCAGAUCAUGAAGACACCAAGUUUACCAGUAUCCCUGAAGCAUUCUGGUGGGCUGUAGUAACAAUGACAACAGUGGGCUAUGGAGAUAUGUCUCCUGAGACUGUUGGUGGUAAACUGGUGGGCUCACUCUGUGCUAUUGCUGGUGUGUUGACCAUCUCUCUUCCUGUGCCAGUCAUUGUAUCCAACUUCAGUUAUUUCUAUCAUCGUGAGACAGAGUGCUCAGAUACAGGCCAGUAUAGUCAUGUUGGUUCAUGUCCUAAUGGUCCACCCCAUACUGCAAAAACCGAAAAGAAGGAUAAAAGUCCCAAACUGGAUAAGAAUUUAUAUAGCAAUUCCAACGCAGAAUACCUGGAUGGACUUGGUCUUGUGGAUGGCAAAUGUGCAAACUCUGGACAGUCACAUAUUAUAACUGAAGUGUGACAUACGCAACUGUGGCUUGUUCCCAUCCAGUAGCAUUUCAUCAUCAUCAUCAUCAUUUCAUCAUACUUUAUUUUGGAGUCUUAAAUAAAGAAUAUUGUGGCCAAUUGGUUGGAGAAAAUAUAUAUAGUAUCCUGCUGAAUUUUUAAAACACUUGACUUACUUUACAUUAGAAAGAACAUUGGAAGUAUAGUAAUGGCUUUUGGCAAUCUUUAGAAAAACAAGGUUUCCACAGAAAAAGAUAUAGAAUUGGGGUAGACAUAAGAUGAAAUAUGUGAAUUUUUUUAAAGAAACGUAUAACAUGAGCAUUGUAGUGAAGAAUAAUGGAUUGCAAAUUUAGCACUUACUCUUGGCCAAUGGAAGGUUCUACAACAAGUUGAAGAGCGAAGAAUCCAGCAAUUAUGGCAUACUGCACUAUUAAAGUACAUGUGUUGGACACUUCAGGGUAACAGUGAGAUCAGGCUCAAAUGAUGACAAAUGACUAAACUGACAAAUAGGACAACAAAGGUACUGUAGCUGAGGGCGAAGGUGCGGAAUGUGCAUCAUCUGUCUAGUCUCCAAAGACAGCACAGGAAGCUGAUUGUAUGGUAGCUUUAUACUACACUGCUGAAUGUUAGCUAUUAUAAUAAUGUGAUCAUUACAGACUGGAAAAUUUAGUGUUCACCUAGAAGGGAACCGGAAAAGUUAUGUUUGUGAAACAUUUUAUUUAAUCCAUUUUAACAGUCUUUCAGUUUACAAACAUAUUUGUCAUUUUUUAUAGACAGUAUGAGCUUUGUCUUUGAAGAACACUGCACUACACAAGGGUGAUCCCUAUAUGAAUAGGUCUUGAGAAAGAAUCUCAAGGCAAAAUAUACUAGUAGCAUAACUAGUUAUGCUCAUUUCACUGUUAUUUCCCUGGUCACUGGCCAUAUGGGAUAAUCUUUGUGUAAAGUCACAAAAAGCACAAUAGGGGAAAUUUAUCAAAUCUGGUGUAAAGGAAAACUGGAUUAUUGCCCAAAACAACCAAUCACAUUCCACCUUUUAUUUUUUUAGUGCUCCUUUGGAAAAUUAAAGGUGUAAUCUGAUUGGUUGCUUUGGUCAACUAAGCCAGUUUUUCUUAACACUAGUUUUGAUAAAUCUUCCCCAAUGUUCUUUUGCUAUAUAAACUUCAGUCAAAUCUUUUGUCUUAAUUUUUGCUAAAAGUCUUCUUUUAAAAAAAAUAAUAAUGACGUUUAAGUUACUUCACUGGAAAUUAAGGCGCAAUCCAUCCCCUCCAUGUUCAUGCUAAGUUUUACAUUCAUGCAUUACCUCUUAUGAUUUCUUAGUCUUAACAGGUGGCCUGUAAUAGGUGCAUCUCUAGUUAAAAACAUGAAAAUUCAGAUGUGAAUGCAGUUGACCAUAACAUAAGACUCAUUCUCAUUCCAGGCUUCUAAGAUACCGAGGUAUGAGGAGUUGUUUGGAGGGGUCUGCAAAGUUGUAACUUGAAGCGCUUAGGACCCAAUGUAGGUGUAUUUGGGUCUCCCUAUGGCCCAGGGCCAUUGCUACUUCUGCACCCCCUACUGCGACUCCCUCAGAGUCCUCACACUUUAGACCUGCUUAGCCUAUACCUGUACUUGCUGUUAACACUGAGGGAAACCAGUAACACUAGCAAUUUUAUUUUUCUGAUUAACAUAAAGGUUAAAAAAUAUUACAUUUUUAUCUACUUGUCUCUACAGAACCACUAUUUUGUUAGGUACAGAAAAAAAUCCAAAGUUCC
This is a messenger RNA of Bufo bufo (common toad), 3615 nucleotides long. Its product is annotated as potassium voltage-gated channel subfamily A member 7-like. Bases 432 to 1883 code for a protein of 483 amino acids. NCBI's taxonomy places the organism in Eukaryota, Metazoa, Chordata, Amphibia, Anura, Bufonidae. Gene Ontology annotation, cellular component: membrane; voltage-gated potassium channel complex. Gene Ontology annotation, molecular function: protein binding; delayed rectifier potassium channel activity. Gene Ontology annotation, biological process: protein homooligomerization; potassium ion transmembrane transport. The transcript has 2 exons. The record is from RefSeq and is a predicted model, not a curated record.